CCUGUUCUUGUACCGGAACGCGCUUCCAGUUUGCCAGGCUCUUCCGGGUGAGAGUCUUGCUGUUUGUGGAUCCGUGGUCCCACCGUCACUGUACCUGGUGCGAACUGGAGGCGAAGCAGGUGCACCUACAAGCUAUAGAAAGGGCUGGCAGCAAGCUCCGAGCGAGCACUCGGGCGUCGAAAGGAACGGUGGGGCUGGGCGGAACUGGCCUCGGCUCUGCUUUUAACACUCUUGGCCCUUUCUCAAGAGAACCCGAAAAUGAACAAAUUUCAGAGAUCAGUUUCAUUCCAGGACCUAACUGUGAACUUCACCCAAGAGGAAUGGCAGCAACUGGACCCUGCUCAGAGGCUCCUGUACAGGGAUGUGAUGCUGGAGAACUACAGCAACUUGGUCUCUGUGGGAUAUCAUGUUAGCAAACCAGAUGUGAUUUUCAAAUUGGAGCAAGGAGAAGAACCGUGGAUAGUGGAGGAAUUCUCAAAUCAGAACUACCCAGAAGUUGAUGAUGCCUUAGAGAAGAACAAGGAAAUCCAAACUGUAUUCUUCAGCAACAAAACACUGAUUACAGAAAGAGAGAAUGUAUUUGGGACAACAUUUAAUCUGGGUAUGAAUAGUGUUCCCUCAAGAAAAAUGCCCUAUAAAUGUAAUCCAGGAGGAAACAAUUUGAAAAUGAAUUCAGAAAUAAUUGUUGCAAAGAAAAGUAAAGAAAACAGAAAGAUUCCUGAUGAGUACAGUGGAUUUGGGAAGCCAUUAUUCCAUAAUAAGCAUGAGCAAAGUCAUUUGGGAAUGAAAAAAUACAGAUAUAAUCCAAUGAGGAAAGCCAGCAAUGAAAAUGAAAAUCUUAUUCUGCAUCAGAACAUUCAGAUUUUGAAGCAUCCUUUUGACUAUAAUAAAUGUGAGAAAACUUUCUUCAAGCAGGCAAUUCUCAUUACACAGAAGGAGAGACAGACUGAAAGGAAACUAAAUGAAUGUAAUGAAUGUAGGAAAACCUUUUCUAGGAGAUCUACCCUCAUUGUACAUCAGAGAAUUCAUACAGGGGAGAAACCCUAUGUUUGUAAUGAUUGUAGGAAAACUUUUCGUGUGAAGGCAAGCCUUACUCGACACCAAAGAAUUCAUACUGGAGAGAGACCCUAUGAAUGCAGUGAAUGUGCGAAAACUUUCGUGGACAAAUCUGCCCUCAUUGUACACCAGAAAAUUCAUAGAGGGGAGAAAUCCUAUGAGUGUAAUGAAUGUGGAAAGACCUUCUUUCGGAAGUCAGCCCUGGCUGAACAUUUCAGGUCACACACAGGGGAGAAGCCUUAUGAAUGCAAGGAAUGUGGAAAUGCCUUCAGCAAGAAAUCUUAUCUUAUUGUACAUCAAAGAACUCACAAGGGAGAGAAGCCAAAUGAAUGUAAGGAAUGUGGGAAAACCUUCUUCUGUCAGUCGGCCCUUACUGCACAUCAGAGAAUUCACACGGGGGAAAAACCCUAUGAAUGUCACGAAUGUGAGAAAACCUUCUUUUGUCAGUCUGCUCUCAAUGUGCAUCGAAGAAGUCAUACAGGAGAGAAGCCCUAUGAAUGCAGUCAAUGCAGAAAAUUUUUAUGUACAAAAUCAGCCCUCAUUGCACAUCAAAUAACUCAUAGAGGAAAGAAGUCUUAUGAAUGUAAUGAAUGUGGGAAAUUUUUCUGCCAUAAGUCAACACUCACUAUACAUCAGAGAACACACACAGGAGAGAAACAUGGUGUGUUUAAUAAAUGUGGUAGAAUAUCCAUUGUGAAGUCAAACUGCAGUCAGUAUGAGAGAAUGAACACAAAGGAGAAUCUUUAUGAGUGUAGUGAACGUGGGCAUGCCAUCAGUAAAAACUCACACCUCAUUGUACAUCAGAGAACUAUAUGGGAGAGACCAUAUGAAUGCAACGAAUGUGGGAGAACCUACUGCAGGAAGUCAGCCCUCACUCACCAUCAGAGAACACACACAGGAGAGAGACCCUAUGAAUGUAAUGAAUGUGGAAAAACCUUCUGUCAGAAGUUCUCCUUUGUUGAACAUCAGCGAACUCACAGUGGGGAGAAACCGUAUGAAUGUGAUGAAUGUGGGAAAUCCUUCUGCCACAAGUCAACCUUCAGAGUCCAUAGAAGAAUUCACACAGGAGAGAAACCAUAUGACUGUAAUCAAUGUGGAAAAACCUACCGUCGACUGUGGACUCUCACUGAACAUCAGAAAAUACACACAGGAGAGAAACCUUAUGAAUGUAACAAAUGUGAGAAAACAUUUCGCCACAAAUCAAACUUUCUUUUACAUCAGAAGACACACAAGGAAUAAGUUCCAACAAAGUAAUAAGUUCCAACAAAGCAACAAAUCAAAAAACUUACACAAUGCUAAACUAUGAAUAUGUGUAGAGGAGCAAAAUCUUACGAAUGUAAUGAAUAUGGAAAGUUUUCUGUCACUAUUCAAUCCUCACUAUACCAUCAGAAAUCAUGUGGGAAAGAAAUAGUUUAAUAAAUGUAUUCAUUGUGAAUUAUGAAAAUAUUCAACAGUAAUUCAAAGGUUAUGUCAAAUGUCCCUCCCUUUCAAGAUAAUGAAACAAACAUUAUUUAAGUUAAAUUGUUACUUGGUUCCUCCACACAGUGUUACUUGGUAAUAUAUGUUAUGAGGUGUGAGGAUCUGACCUUCAUUUCAAAUCAAUACCAUUGUUCCCGUGAUAGUUGAGUAAUUCAGUUUCUUAAUUUAUGGUGUAUUUUCAGAUUAGGCAGCUUUUUUAUUGUCUGCUAACUCCAUAGUCUUCUAGUAGCAGACUAGCAUACUAUAUAGCUUUAUCUGCAAAGGUGACAACUAAGGAGAACUAACCAUGGUACUUCAUGCACCCAUGGUAAUUAUACCACAGAUGAGCAUUUGGUAAAGCUGAGCCAAUAAAAGCUGUUCCUAAGACCUUUCCAAUGGAAGAGAGGCACAGGAUAGCUAGUUUGUGAUACUGAAGCUUUCAGCCACGUCAAGAAAACAGCAAUUGCAGUAGGAAAAACAUGCAGACGUCAGCAUUCUUGAGCAACAAAAAUAAUUCUGAUGACGGUGGAAUCCAAAAAGUGUUCAUUUCUCUGGUUUUAGUGUUCUCUUAAUAUCCAUUCAACCCCAUCUACCGGUGGUUUAUGUCAAUUAGUAUGUUUUCAAAGAUCUCUUGUAUUGCCUAAAUAUUUUCAUUAGAGGUGUUCUUUAGAAGUCACUUAUCAAAUUCUGAGAACAGAACGCCCCUGUGAAGCCGGUUAGGAUUACAUUGUAUGGAUAUAUGUGAUGAGAUAGGAUUGCCACUCAUACGGGGUUAUUGGGAAAUGUUUACCUUUCAAGUCCUGCUUUCUGUGAGUGGGGUUUUCCCUCUGCCCAUUUCUAGCUUCUCUGCUGCAUUAUGCAUUCUGCCUCAGGGAAGAUGAAGGGGGCUUAUCUAAUUGCUAAGAGUGAUGGGUAACUGGGUUUGCUCAGCUGAAUUCCCACUUCAUUGUGGGCUGUCCUGCAAGUACAAUUUCUUGUUACAGGUAUUGCCUACGAUUGGUAAAUUCGUCUAAUUCUGUCAUUCAGCUAAAAGGUCACACUGAGUUGCAUCCUCCAACUCAAUUUGAUCAGCAAUAAAAAUUUCAUCUUGACCCCUG
Molecule: messenger RNA, 3611 nt
Organism: Callithrix jacchus (white-tufted-ear marmoset)
Lineage: Eukaryota; Metazoa; Chordata; Mammalia; Primates; Cebidae
Biological process (GO): regulation of transcription by RNA polymerase II
Cellular component (GO): nucleus
Molecular function (GO): DNA-binding transcription activator activity, RNA polymerase II-specific; RNA polymerase II cis-regulatory region sequence-specific DNA binding
Source: RefSeq, a predicted model, not a curated record